Neolamprologus brichardi is the source of this 3632-nucleotide messenger RNA. Lineage: Eukaryota; Metazoa; Chordata; Actinopteri; Cichliformes; Cichlidae. The record is from RefSeq and is a predicted model, not a curated record.
AGUUCAGAGCAGACAGCAGCCGGCCUGCGAAGAUGGCUGGCGUACACUCCUAUCCUCUGCUCGUUGAGCUCGAAGAAACCAACAUUCCCAGAUUAAAAAUCAAGUUAGUGAAAUACUUUCAAAGUAAGAAAUCUAACGGUGGUGGCGAGUGUGAGGUGGAAUAUGAAAAUGGCAGCAGGACGGCGAUGCUGCGCUUCCGGAGAGAGGAGGAUCAGAGAAACGUUCUGGCCAAAGAGUCGCAUCAGAUCAGUUUGGAAAAAGGCGUUUUGAAACUGACGGUUCGCUUACCCACGGAAGAGAAAUCAUCACGGGAAACUCCAUCUGAUAAAGAUAAUAAGAAAUCAGAUGUCGCUGCAGACAAACAGCCGAGUGCUGGUAAAAGCAACCCGACAGGCAAAGUUGAAACAGAAACAGAAGGCGGAGACGAUGAUACAGCAGAUGAAGAGCCAUGUUCCACCUCAGCCGUUUUAGGGAAUAUUCUUGAUAAUACCAACCAGGAGUUCUUGGAGAUGCUGGUGGAAAACAUCACAAAAUCUCAUGACUUCACUUUGGAAUUCUUUCCUGACAUCUCCUCUGCUGUGGUGACUUUCCAGAGUGGAAAAGGUGAUGUCAACAGACUGGAGAAAUCUCUUUCUGAAAAUAUUAACAAGAUUGCAAAAAAGAUCCACAGGGAGAAAUCAAGUAGAACUGAAGAGAUCAAAGUGUCACCAUCAGUUUUUCAUCUGCUUUGUCAGGAUGGCCUCAUGGACAAACUUCUACUUGUGUAUCCAGAACUCAAAUUGUCACCAGAGAGUCCUAAUCUGAACAUAACUGGUUUAGGGGAAGAGAUUAAUGCAGCAAGCAAAGUUAUAUUAGAUGCAGUACUUGCAUUAAAACGACAGAAUCUGGAAGUAGAUAAAUAUGUGCUUGAACUGUUGAAGGAUGAGCAACAAGAGGAGCUUACAGAUGCUCUCCUCACAUCUCACCAAAUAAACGCAGCGUUUGAAAUCAGUGGAAACAGGGUGCAGCUCCUUGCUGUUUCUGACAGAGAUCUGUCUCAUGCUCAGGACCAUCUAGGACAGCUGUUAACAACUCAGUACAUUAAUGUUGAAGACAGUAAUGUCCUGAAGAAGCCAGAGUGGCAGCAGCUGGUCAGUCACUUAGAGCAGGCUAACAGUAAGCCAUGCAGAACUCGAAUCAACACAACUGCUCAACAAGUCGUAGUGUCAGGACACAAGGAGAGAGUCAUAAAGGUUCAGCAUCAGCUUGGUAACUUCUUAACACAGAACGCUCACAUAGAAGAAACUGUUGUGGUCAAAGCUAAUGCUGUCGUUAAAUACUUGGAAGAUUUUAACAAAUCUUGGAUGGAGAAAGUGAAAGACAAGGUGAGAGUGUCCUACAGAAAUGAGGCCAUCUGUCUGAGUGGAUCCAGAGUGAAUGUGACACAUUGCAAGACUGUGGUUGAAGGUGCCGUCUCUGCUGUAGUCUUUGACAGUCUGAAUGUUUACAAGUCUGGGGUGAAGAAGCUCUUCCAGGAAAAUGAAACUUAUUUUUCCACAAUCAAAACUGAAACUGAUUGCCUGGUUCAACUAGUUGAUAAGCCAGGUGGUGGACAAGACAACGUUAAACAAGUACCAACACCUUUAUACCAACUUAAGAUGCCUGGAGGAGUAGAAAUUGCUGUUUACAAGGCAGAUAUGUGCAGUUACCCAAUAGAGGCAGUUGUGAGUCCAUUUAAUCAAGACUUGAAACACAGUACUGGUCUUGCAGCAGCACUUUUGAAGGCUGCCGGCCCUCAGUUACAAGAUGAAUUUUACAAAAUGAAAAAAACAAAGGGUCAACUCAAGCCAGGAGACUGUGUCAUAACUGAUGCAGGAGGAACACUUUGUUGCCAAAAGGUCAUCCAUGCUGUGGCACCCAAGUAUGAAAAACCACUGCAAGCUUCAGCUCAGUUGAACAAAGUUGUUAAAGGAAGCUUAGAAUUUGCUGAGGCCCACGGAUGCGUCUCAGUAGCUCUUCCAUCUAUUGGCAGAGGAAUGCGCUGCUUUCCCCUCAAGCAGUGUGAACUCACCAUUGUUAAAGCAGUGAAGGAGUACUGUUAUGAGAACUAUGAUGAAAUUACCUUGCAGAAGAUCCAUUUCGUAAACAAUGAUGACAUUGCUGUUCAGGAUAUGGUGGCUGCUGCCAGGCAGGAGUUUGGAAACCUCAGUGACUCUCAUUCUCAACAAACUCCUCAUCUCACUGCUCCCACACAACCAGUAUCACAGUCUACUGGAUCUGACCUGUGUCUGAAUCGUGUGCAGACCAAAGAAGGCGUGGACAUCGUUCUUACAAAGGGAAACCUAGAAGCUUCCACGACGGAGGUGAUUGUGAACACUGUGUCUUCAGACCUUGACCUCAACAGAGGUGCAGUCUCACAAGCCAUCUUGCGCGCAGCUGGACCCAAACUUCAGCAGUUAGUAGAUGCGCAGGGUGCUACUGGAAAUGUUGGUGAGAUCAUUGUUACUGAUGGCUGCCAACUAAAGAGCAAACAAGUCUUUCAUGCAAUCGCACCUCACUAUAAGGAUCAAGCCACAUCUGAAAAGUGUUUGCAAGGACUCUUUUUGGAUUGUUUAGACAUGGCAGAGAAUAAUAAUCUAACCUCCAUAUCCUUGCCUGCAAUUAGCACUGGAGACCUGUGUUUCCCAACAACUGUCGUAGCUUCUUUGAUGUUGGAUACAAUCUUAGAAUUUAGCAAAAUGAGACACCCCAAGCACCUGAAGAUGAUUGUGAUUGUACUUUACCCAGCUGAUACACAGUGUAUUCAGGAUUUCAGUCAGGAAUUUAAGAAGUUUCCAAAUGCCUCAGGCAAUUCACGUUCAACAAAAGGAGGCCCCUUCUCUAAACUCACCUCGAACUCAGAUAUGCAUGAGACAAAAAUGGGAAAUGUGACUAUACAGGUAGUCACAGGAGACAUAACCAAGGAGACAACAGAUAUCAUUGUCAACUCUUCCAAUGAAAGCUUUUCACUUAAGUCAGGAGUCUCUAAAGCUAUUCUAGAUGCAGCUGGUAAGGCUGUUGAAGUGGAAUGCCAUAACUUCAGUGCCAAGUCCAAUCCAGGCAUGAUAAUGACUCAGCCAGGUAACCUAAAGUGUAAGAAGAUCCUUCACGUGGUUGGAGAUUCUGACCCAGUAAAAAUCAACAAGGUUGUGCAAGAUGCACUUCAGAUGUGUGUGAAAAGCUCCUACACCUCUGUAUCAUUUCCUGCAAUUGGCACAGGUGAGAUUUAUUCAUGUAUGUCAUACAUGCCAGCUGAGGCCACAUGUCAGGCUUUUGCAGUACAAGCCAAGACAUCAGAAUAUGAUGAAAUCCUGAAACAUUUUCAGGCCUCAUGCAGUGGAUUUGUUACAAAGAUUGAGCGGAUCCAGAACCCUGGAUUGUGGAAGAGUCUAGAGAUUAAGAAGCGUGAGAUGGAGUUGAGAAAUGGUCAUCAGAAUAACGAGAGACGUCUUUUCCAUGGUACCUGCGACGGAGCUGUGCCAAAUAUUAAUGACCGUGGGUUCAACAGGAGCUAUGCAGGAAAGAAUGGUGUGUCUACCUGCCAUGAGAAGUUUCGAACGCGGAAGUUUGUAGGACUGUCAUGGUUGCAGGGAGAGUGCGGCGGACUGGUUUAG